AUGGCCAACUACGUGGAAGACAUGCCCCUAGACCAAGUUCUCGCCAAAGCGCGUGUGCCACCACGUCAGCGAUAUCAGAGUUACGGGCCCGGUGUCGGAGACAUCCCAAUGGAGGUUUGCCUCCACGUUACAGCAUGCCUUGGCCGAUCCCUAGACCAUCUUGUGAAGGUCGAGGGCACCACUUUCCAUCGCAUGAUGCAGGCCGAUUGCCAAAUUGCCCAGCCCGUCCUGGCGGGGGAUAAAAAUGCCAAUCCAGCAGCCCGAGACUUGCUGGCGGACUUUGCCAGCACAACAAAGUAUCCUUGUCUCUUUGAGGUUGAAGCAAGAUACGACCUUUCCAUGGAGGACGACGAUCCUAAUCGGGUUGCCAAAUAUAUCUCUUGGGGCGGCUACAAUGCCAACUUCGCGGGAAGUACACUGAUCCCAAUGCUAUACUAUGCCGUUACGCACCAGAAGGUCAAGUGCGUCAAGUUCCUUUUGGAGCAGGGUGCGGACCCGAACCUCAAGUGCGCUUGGCGUGAUGGCUUUGCCCUUGACUAUGUGCUUCCCCUCGGUGUGACGGACGACAACGAGGCCCAAGUUGCCAUUAUCGAAGCGCUGGUGGAGUGGGGCGGGAAUAUGGCAUACAUGAAUACCUUCCGAACCAUUUGUGCCCUGGAGCGAGAAGAUCUGGUGUUUAAUGUUUUGGCCAAUGGAACGGAUAUACACAAUCUUAAGGACUCGGCCGGUGGCACUGUACUUCACAUGUACGCUUCGCUUCCCGUCUUCAGCUUGACCACUUGUACUCAUAUUCUUGAUCAAGCGGUCGUGGACUUUGUCAAUAGGGUCGAUAAUAACGGCCAGACGGCCCUAUUCCGUGCUUUGGACGGGGACAGUGUAUCCCACACAAAACGGCAGUGGCUUCUUCAUGUUGGAGCCGAUCCUAUGAUUGAGGAUCACUUCGGACGGACAGCCGUGGACGUGGCGAUCGCGGAAGGUAAAACUUCGGCUGUUACCGAUCUUCUUCACAGUCCCAAGACAAAUAUCCGGCUCCUAAACAACCGUGUGAAGCAUCACGACCCUUUGGUUGCUGCGAUUAUGCAAGAAAAUCCAGAAGUCAUCACGGCUGUGCUGUGGCAUGAGAAGCUGGAAGUGACUGAGCGCAUCCGGGAACGGGCCUUGGAAUUGAUGAGAGUUCUCGGCCUUCCGGUGGAACGUUAUGCUGAAGCGAUCAGGGAUGCCAAGGUAUAUCUCCCAUGA
Messenger RNA from Aspergillus heteromorphus CBS 117.55, 1239 nucleotides. RefSeq names its product ankyrin. Gene Ontology annotation, molecular function: protein binding. The coding region runs from base 1 to 1239 and encodes 412 amino acids. The record is from RefSeq and is a predicted model, not a curated record. The transcript has a single exon. NCBI's taxonomy places the organism in Eukaryota, Fungi, Ascomycota, Eurotiomycetes, Eurotiales, Aspergillaceae.